Messenger RNA from Postia placenta MAD-698-R-SB12, 660 nucleotides. RefSeq lists its product as hypothetical. The record is from RefSeq and is a predicted model, not a curated record. The transcript is spliced from 5 exons. Bases 1 to 660 code for a protein of 219 amino acids. Gene Ontology annotation, cellular component: endoplasmic reticulum-Golgi intermediate compartment; endoplasmic reticulum; COPII-coated ER to Golgi transport vesicle. NCBI's taxonomy places the organism in Eukaryota, Fungi, Basidiomycota, Agaricomycetes, Polyporales, Adustoporiaceae. Gene Ontology annotation, biological process: Golgi organization; endoplasmic reticulum to Golgi vesicle-mediated transport; intracellular protein transport.
AUGAAGCUGUGCGAGGUCAGAGGCAGAGUUGGGCGAGGCGAUGACACCUGCCUCUUGCUUCUCAGCCAGCCAGCGCACGCCAUCAAAUUCGCAUUACAAGCCAGUCGAUUUCCAGCAGCUAAAUGCAUAUGGAACGCAGCGCAUCCCGGCGCGCUGGUCAUCGUGACAGCAAAUAUCGGUCCAGGGGAACACCAGCGCGUGGACAUUGAAAUCCUGGACUCGGGCCAGCAGCGGAACGUCUACUUGAGCAAGAAGAACAUCAGCGGAGAGAAGCGGUUCGCUAUAACAUCACACUCUGAGGAGGACGUUGGAGUAUGUUUCAGGAAUUACUUGGAGCCAGAAGCCAAGCCGCGCUCACGCGUCAUUGACCUGGACAUCGACAUCGGCGCUGACGCAGUAGACUACAAUGCCAUUGCAAAUCAAGAGUCAUUAUCCGGGCUCGAGACCGAGAUGCGCAAGCUGGAAGGCGUCGUAAAAGAGGUAGUUGAUGAGUUGGACUACCUCAAGGCACGUGAGGAGCGAUUUCAGUCUACAAACAUGUCAACGAACGUGCGAGUGCAGAGCUUCGCGUGGUUCACUAUCUUCUCCCUCAUCGGGCUGGGGCUGUGGCAGAUUUUCCACUUGCGGGCGUUCUUCAAGCGGAAAUACCUCAUCGACUGA